This is a messenger RNA of Paramuricea clavata, 1842 nucleotides long. The record is from the annotation of a GenBank genome assembly. NCBI's taxonomy places the organism in Eukaryota, Metazoa, Cnidaria, Anthozoa, Malacalcyonacea, Plexauridae.
AUGUUCGAAGCACGUCUUGUACAAGGCAGUCUCUUCAAGAAGGUCCUAGAUGCCAUCAAAGAUCUUGUGAACGAGGCAAAUUGGGACUGCUCUGCCACUGGAUUGUCAAUGCAAGCAAUGGACAGCGCUCAUGUUAGCUUGUGUUUUAUUGACCUUAACGCCGAAGGUUUUGAUCCGUACAGAUGCGACCGAAAUCUAACAUUGGGACUCAAUAUUAACAAGUAUGAAUUCUUGCUUUUUUACCCUUUAAAAUGUGCAAUCUAAAAGCCUGUUUACACUUGCGAUUUUAGGUGUGAUUUUCUUCUUCUGAUGGAUGUGAAAGAGUGGAUGAGUUAUUAAUGUUCUGAGUAUGUGUACUCGCAUCUGAACAUUCAUAACUCACCCACUCGUUCACAUCUGUCAGAAGUAGAAAAUCACUGCAAAAAUUGCAAACUCUAGAUUUUAUUUGUAAGGGGAAAAGCUUUGGGCAUUAAAGAAUUGCCUGAAAUUCCCAAACAAAUUGGAAGGGUUGGAACCUUUGCAAAUCAUCCUUCAUCAUUAAACUAUUUUUUCAUUCUUCUAGUCUUUCUAAGAUCAUGAAAUGUGCAGCGAACGAUGACGUCGUCACAAUCCGAGCGGAAGAUAAUGCUGAUGCUGUCAAUUUAAUUUUUGAAAGUCCAAGUAUGUUGAAAUUAAGAGAGUUGAAACUUCAUAUUUUAGCAUUCAUAACUUCAAUGUUGGCAUUCUGUUCACUUGUUUUAUAGACCAAGAAAAAGUGUCUGAAUACAGCAUGAUGCUAAUGAACAUUGACAGUGAACACCUUGGUAUUCCAGUAAGUUGACCUCAAUGACCAUAUUGGGUUGUUAACCCCCCCCCCCCCUAUAUCUACCUCCACUCCUGCUUACCUCCACUACCCCCCCACCCCACCCCCCACAAAAAAAUUUGGAAACUAAGACCCCAUGGAUUUUCCUUCCUCUCUAGAUGGCAAGAAUUUCCUUUGUAAUGGGAGUCUGGAUUCUUUCUGGAAAUUAGCCAAUUUUGCUCGUGAGUCAGGCAGGAAAAAUGUGUCUUUUAAUUAAUAGAAUGUGUAAUAUUUGUAUUUAGGAAACUGAGUACUCGGCAACUAUCAAAAUGCCUUCUGCAGAACUACAAAGAAUAUGCCGUGAUCUCAGCCAAAUUGGAGAUUCGGGUAAGUUAAUUAAAAUGCUCAGUGACAGCUCCCAAUGGUGUGUGAGAAAUGCUUAUUUGUUAUAAGAAUAUGUUGUACAAAUUGCUUAUAUACAAAUUGUGUUUUAGUAACAAUUACCUGUGUAAAGGAUAGUGUGAGAUUCUCAAGCAGUGGAGAACUUGGAAGUGGAAACGUCAGUUUGCGAGAGAACACCAGUGUUGACAAGGAAGACGACGAGGUGUGUAGCUGAUGAAUUAAAGUAGUUAAUCUUCUGGUACAAAAAGCACAAGUUUGACUAAGUACUGCAAUGUUUUAAAUAAAUGGUUGUUUUUUUGGCACAUACCCGCAGCCUGUUAUAUUUAUAAUUAUUACUGAAAACAGUGCUUGCAAUGAAGAUAUUAAGCCUUGUUCAUAAUUUUAUUCCUUUAGGUAUCCAUUGACCUUCAUGAAGCCUGCAACCUAACCUUUGCUUCACGUUAUCUUAACUUCUUCACGAAGGCAACACCAUUAUCAAACACAGUAAAGUUAUCUCUGAAAUCUGAUGUACCGUUAGGUGAGUAAACAUAGCAGUGUAUGGUGUUUGACAACUGGUGUUUGUUUCUUUCGUUCUUUAGAUAGUAAUUGUUCCUCUUUUUUUUCAUUCUAUAGUUGUUGAAUAUAAAGUUGGUGAUAUUGGUUCAAUAAAGUUAGUGUAG